AUGGCGACAGUUUUCAGUGUCUGCUCUCUUCUAAUGGCAUUCCUCUUUGCUGUUUCUGCAUCUUUUCAACUCAACGACCCUGAUUGGUACUUCUGGUUUCCCUUAUACACCUGCGGUUGCAUUGUGAACCUGGCGAAUGGACUCUGCCGAUUCCCCAAAACACCAACUUUGGCUAAACUUACAUUAUGGCUUGGGGUAUGCUUAUUCAUCAAAGUAGCGGUAGAAGGUCUUGCUAUUGGAGGAGUUUCUGUACUCUGGUCUAUAGAUAUGAGGGAAAGGGUUGUCAGGGAGAAGAACGGCAGCGGACUAGUCACCGCUUCCAUGUAUGUGCACCUAAUGAAACAGCUAUCAAGACACCAUCAACCAACGAGGCAUGAAGCUGAACCUGCAACACUUAUUCAAAAUGGAAUGUUGCUCACACUGGUCACCGUCGGUUAUGGUGUGUCUGUUCUAUUCUAUCUCCGCCAUCAUCAGGAGAUGAGAUUCUGA
Oldenlandia corymbosa var. corymbosa is the source of this 489-nucleotide messenger RNA. The record is from the annotation of a GenBank genome assembly. NCBI's taxonomy places the organism in Eukaryota, Viridiplantae, Streptophyta, Magnoliopsida, Gentianales, Rubiaceae.